ACAGUAAUCUGGGCUGUGUGAGUCAGUGCUGUGGAGAGCAAAGACAGAAAGACAGAGACACGUUUCCCUCUCACGAGCGUCAACAAUGCAGAAGAGCAGGAUGGGAAAACUGAGCGGCUAAGCAAGAGGAGGAAGUGAGCAAGCCAUAUAGAAAGCAAGAGGGGGCAGACACCGACAUUAGGAGGGAGAGAGGCAAGAAGACAGAUCGACAGCUUCUUUUGGAGAGUCACCUUUUUGCUGUUGCAAAGAGGACUGUGGAACAUUGCUGAACCGGACUGACAGCAGUGACAAUCUAAACUAAUCCAGAGGAAGAGGAAGUUUACUAGUUAGAUUUUGGAGGUGGCAGCAGGUUUAAGACUCAACGAGGUGCAGGGAUGUCCUGGUUGUCUCCGGUCCAGUGGGCCAAAUGGACAUGGUCAGCAGUGACUGGGGUCGCCGGGGACGAGGGGCAGCCUAGAUCCAAGGAUGGCCGAGAGGACAAUUCAGACUCAGAGGGGUCCUUUGAGACUCCAGAAGCGGAGUCUCCAGGUGUUGUGAAGCUACUGAGCCAACUGGACAACUCCAAGUACACAGGUCUUCCUGAUGUUACAAACCAAUUUCUGGACAGGAACUCCAACCAGAAUGUAGGCCCAGUUUCACCCCAAGAGGUUAACUCACAGAACAACCUCACUGGCUCCUCACCUAACGACAGCAGUUUUGGUUUGGAUCAGAACCUCAACCUGACCUUCAGCAGCAGACCCAGUCCUGGACAGGGCCUCUCCCCGUCCAACACCCUCCCCCAGCCUCAAGCACUCCGACCCCCCUCCCUGUCUGUCCUCUCCCCACUAAACAGACCCGAUCCUUCUGAGGUGGACGACGAGGCUCCGGCGACGUCUGAUUCCAGCCCCGACUCAAAUUUGAUCCGCUGUCAUGACAUCUGUGUGGACCCUGACUUGCUUAAUGGCAACAUGAACUCUGACACUGUGCCGUCGAACACAAAACUGACCUGUGAGACCAGCAACACAAUUAUAACGAACUCCUGUAAAUUGAAGCCGAACCAGCCAAUUCAAAAGGACUUCAGCACACAGGACGACCAUCAUGGAGACCACGCCACAGAUGAGGAGAAGUUGGCGAGCAGUGGUGUCAAACCAGACAAGGACGAAAGCGUUCAAGACUGCCGUGUGACAUCAACACCCGAUGACUGCUGCUCCGUGCAGUAUGAGAACUCAUGCAAGCUGAAGAACAAGUCAGAGGGAAGUGAAAUGGAGAAAACAGGAAGUCAGGUCCUGGAUUCCAUCUGCAUCAGUGAGGCAGAAAAACAGGCCGUUCUCGCCCUCAUUAGAGAGGAGAUCAUCACUAAAGAGGUGGAAGCCAACGAGUGGAAGAAAAAGUACGAGGGCAGCAAACAAGAAGUCACAGAGAUGAGGAAGAUUGUUGCAGAAUAUGAGAAGACAAUCGCUCAGAUGAUCGAGGACGAGCAGCGCAACAACCAGAGUUCCCAGAAGGCUUUGCGCAUUGUGACGACGGAGAAGGAAGCCGCUCUAGCAGACCUGAACUCCGUUGAGCGCUCUCUUUCUGAUCUGUUUCGGCGUUAUGAAAAUAUGAAGAGCACCCUGGAGGGCUUUAAGAAAAACGAAGAAGUGCUGAAGAAGUGUGCUCAGGAGUAUCUGGCCAGAGUCAAGCAGGAGGAGCAGAGAUACCAGACACUUAAACUCCAUGCUGAGGAGAAACUAGACAAGGCCAAUGAGGAGAUCGCUCAAGUGCGUACAAAAGCGAGUUCAGAGAACAUGGCGCUGACCGCCAGUCUGCGGAAGGAGCAGAUGAAGAAUGAGUCUCUGGAACAAGCUCUGCAGCAGAAGAACCAAGAGAUUGAGGAACUCACCAAGAUCUGUGAUGAGCUGAUUGCCAAAAUGGGAAGAAUAGACUGAGAGACACACCUGUGAAUCGGCCACUACCGUCCCUCCGGUCCUGCCUAACAGUGACACCCUGUGCAUGCCCCCCAGCCAAGAAGCAGCUCUCAUACCCUCUGCCAGCCCUGCAUCACAGAGACUGCUUAUGUACAGAUGUCUAAAGUAACGUCCUGUAUACUACAAUUGCACUACUUGUGACCAGAAUCAAGACAGUUCUGUACAUGUACAUGUAUGUGGUCACGUUGUUUUGUAUGCAUUUUCGCCCAUUAUGAGGCCACCUGGACCUCUCGUGCUUUUGUCCAUCAUGCCUGUGAGCAACAGCCUGCUCGUGACUCACUUAAAUUCCCAGCAGCUUAACAGCUAAAUUCCCAGCAGGUCCUCCAACUAGAUGACAUCAUGCUGCCGGGGGUUGUUUUAGAGUUGCAUUUAGGCAUACAGUAUAUUUCAAUGUGCUUUGACAAGGAUUGUUUUAUAUUAAACCAACAAUCCAAAAAAAUUAUUUUUCUAUUACAUAGACAAGGAUUUUACUCUGAAAGAGCAAAGCUCAGGGGUGUUGUGUGGGGCAGAAUGAGGUCAGGGUAAAAGUCCCUCUGCAAAAGAGCUGGAGAAAAGGAUUUGGGAUUGUUUGAGGAAGAACAGUAGUCCUCGGUGGCCUUGGUUUGUUCAGGAGGGACUCUGAAACCAGAAUGAGUCUAGACCACAUGACAGUGAAACUAAAGCUACAAAUAAUUCACAGCAUUUGGGACACGUGGGAUUCUGGACAAUUCAAGUAGCUGAAGAAUAUUUAUCAGUCAUAGAGAAGUAUAAUAAUCUGACAAUCAUAGACUUUCCUGUGAUUGUAUAAACUUUGUGACAGUAUCUUGUCCAAUCCACAAAGUCACAAGACAACUUUAUAAUAAUAAAGUUAAAAUAAACCACCACUUUACAUUAACCAUCCUGUGUUAUGGAAAAACAUAGUGACUAAAGAUUCCGGAUGAAUAUAUUUUAAACUGUUCUAAGAUGUGCUGCAAAAUGUUAAAAACCAUCACAGUGUCACAGACUGAGUUUCAACUAAUCACAUUUACCAUGAAGGAAACUACUUACCAUGAAAGAGUUUGACAGCUUUAUGAGAGGUUUUGCCUGUUGCUUAUGUGCAGUGAAGAUGUGAGUAUUUGCAGCAGUGUAGUAGUUAUUCCACAGAUAAAUCUUUUUCUUUGCUUGUUUAUUUUGAUAAAUAAAAUAAUAACAAUAAAACUAGUUGUGUCCAGCACAGCUCUUUAGUAAUGACUUAGGAGGCUGUCACUUAGUAACUGGGUAUCAGUGAGGAUACUUCAGGAAUGGUGCCGGUAUUGCUUCUGAAAAAAAAAAAAAACAGUACUUUCCUUUUCCUACAGAAGAAAUUUUGAAAAUGGAAAAAAAAAUUCCAUUUAACAAAAUAAGCCAAACGUCAUUGUUUAUUGAAUGCUUAAUGCAAACUACUCUUUGCCUCAAUACAACACAGAAUAAAAUGUACAAAUCUACUGAAUCAGGCAAUAUUUGGUCAAAGAAAGUGAAACACGAAAAUCUGACAAAGCAUUUAGUUCUAAUUUUUGGUCAGUCACUAUUGGAAAAAGUGUAAAAGUCUGAAACCAUGUAAAUCCACUUCUGACACAAACCCACUCGUGUGCCACAGUUUAUAUUUGUGCCAUUCUAAUGUCAUGUUACCUCUUGUUACUCAGCUGGUUUUUCUUUAUUUUUAGAAAAUAUUGUUUAGCCACUUUAGAAAUGCCAAUCUCACACUUGUGUUGACACAUUGAGGACUAACAGCGUGGGUUUCUGUACAUCUGCCUGAAUAAACAUAAAUAUAAUUUCUUCUACAGUAA
Molecule: messenger RNA, 3730 nt
Organism: Micropterus dolomieu (smallmouth bass)
Lineage: Eukaryota; Metazoa; Chordata; Actinopteri; Centrarchiformes; Centrarchidae
Product: transforming acidic coiled-coil-containing protein 1-like
Exons: 13
Coding region: 375-1907 (510 amino acids)
Biological process (GO): cell population proliferation; mitotic spindle organization; cerebral cortex development
Cellular component (GO): cytoplasm
Source: RefSeq, a predicted model, not a curated record